Molecule: messenger RNA, 2890 nt
Organism: Molossus molossus (Pallas's mastiff bat)
Lineage: Eukaryota; Metazoa; Chordata; Mammalia; Chiroptera; Molossidae
Gene: THNSL2
Product: threonine synthase like 2
Exons: 9
Coding region: 65-1504 (479 amino acids)
Biological process (GO): 2-oxobutyrate biosynthetic process; dephosphorylation
Molecular function (GO): pyridoxal phosphate binding
Source: RefSeq, a predicted model, not a curated record
CCCAGCGCAGGGCGCACCCGGAGCCGCCCCGCAGCCCGCAGCACCUGGACCGGCCUCCGGGAGCAUGUGGUACGUCAGCACCAGGGGGACGGCCCCACGCGUGGACUUUGAGGGGGCCCUCUUCGCGGGCUAUGCGCCCAACGGGGGCCUCUUCAUGCCCGAGGAGCUCCCACGGCUGGGCGAGGGGACCCUGCGGCAGUGGAGCGCGCUCUCCUACCCCGGCCUGGUGACCGAGCUGUGCACCCUCUUCAUCGGCCCCGAGCUCAUCCCCAGAGAUGACUUAGAAGGUCUGGUCCAGCGGGCCUUCAGCAGGUUCCGCCACCGCGACGUGGUGCCUUUGUCCCGGCUGAGGAACGGGCUGAACGUGCUGGAGCUGUGGCACGGGGUCACCUACGCCUUCAAGGACCUGUCCCUGUGCUGCACCGCACAGUUCCUGCAGUACUUCCUGGAGAAGAGGGGGACGCAUGUCACCGUGGUCGUAGGAACUUCUGGGGACACAGGGAGCGCGGCCAUCGAGAGCGUCCAGGGGACAGAGAGUGUGGACAUCGUCGUUCUGCUGCCUCAGGGUCACUGCACGAAGAUUCAGGAGCUGCAGAUGACGACCGCGCAGGGGGAGAACGUCCGCGUGUUUGGAGUGGAGGGGAACAGUGACGAGCUGGACCAGCCGAUCAAGGCCCUGUUUGCCGAUGAGGCUUUCGUCCGCAAGCACAACCUGAUGAGUCUGAACUCCAUCAACUGGGCGCGUGUCCUGGUCCAGAUGGCACACCACUUCUUCGCUUACUUCCGGUGUGCGCCGUCCCUGGAUGGGCCCCUGCUGCCCCCCGUGGAGGUGGUCGUGCCCACCGGGGCCGCUGGCAACCUGGCAGCGGGGUGCAUAGCUCAGAAGAUGGGCCUGCCCAUCCGCCUGGUGGCGGCGGUGAACCGCAAUGACGUCAUCCACAGGGCCGUCCAGCGAGGGGACUUCUCUCUGUCUGAGACCGUCCACCCCACCUUGGCGUCAGCCAUGGACAUUCAGGUGCCCUACAACAUGGAGAGGAUUUUCUGGCUGCUGUCCGGCUCCGACAGCCAGAUGACAAGAGCCCUCAUGGAGCAGUUCGAAAGGACCGGGGGUGUGAGUCUCCCCAAGGAGCUGCAAAGCAAGCUUUCAGCGGCAAUGACGUCGGAGUCCGUGGGGGACGCGGCCAUCACCCAGACCAUGGCCCGCUGCUGGGAAGAGAACCGGUACCUGCUGUGCCCUCACUCGGCCGUGGCCGUGAGCUACCACUACCAGCAGAUGCACAGGGAGGCGUCCAGCCCUGCCCGGUGCUGCCUGGCCCCCGCCUCUGCAGCCAAGUUCCCAGAAGCUGUCCUGGCUGCCGGGCUGACCCCAGAACCGCCCGAGGACAUCUUGGCCCUGGAGAGGAAGGAGACACGCUGUACCCCGAUGCGGAAGAGUGACGACUGGGUGCAGAUGCUUCGGAGCACAAUCGAGGACAUGGGCCGGCGGAGGGGCGUCACCUCCUGAAUGCCCCACAGUAGCCAGGCUGCAGUUGGCUUCCUCUGGGCUCCAGACCCUGGGUGGGGGACCUCUGAGCUCCUUGAGCACCUUCGCCUUGGUGAGAGCUGAUGUAAGCUGCUCAGGAGGUGCUCAGUGGGUCUGGUGGGGUGGGGCCUCAGCACCACGGCAGGGUGAGCAUGGCCGGGCGGUGCAGCCCACUCCUGGACAGCGCAGGGGCAUCACUGCUACGCGGGAGUCUCAGGGCCUGAAAUGAGGAGCCCUGGGCACAGAGUUGGCCCUGGCUCCAGGGUCUAGGACCCCAGACUUGAGCAGGUGGGGGCUGCGCACUCGGUCAGCACAGGCCUGGGGCUCCCGGAGUCUGCGCCUGUGUAUCCAGAGGUGCUGGCCUGCUGGUCAGAGGCUUCGCCCUGAUGGACGUCGGAGUCCCUAGGACGCACGUGCGGUGUGAUGGCGCCGGAGCGUGGCCUGGGCAGAGGACGGGCCGAUGGCGGUGCCGGUGCGCUGCCUCCCAGCGGCGGCGCUGAGGGCAGGAGCGCGCAGUGCGCGGGCGGCGGUGGGCAGCGUCGGGUCGUGGGGUCGCCAGGUGCAGGCCCGGAGGGACGGUGCUCGUCAAGGUGCAGACUGAGCCCGAGCGCCCUGCUGUUCGCGUCUUUCUUCACCUGCUUCAUUAAGCCAGAGCGGGUGUCCUAACAGCAAGAGACAGUGACUCCCUCACUGACGCCUCCGUGGGGACCGUCGUCAUCACAGUGCCCCAAGAAAUCAAGUCAUUCUUCUCUGAAAACGUGACAUGCCCCCACGCCUCCCAGCCUGCACUGGGCGCCACAGAGCGGCCCGGCCCUCAGGCUCUGUCCUGGGCUGGGCUGCGGGGACCCUGUUCCACCACCAGGACUUUGUUCACGAAGGUUCCUUGCGCCGCGUCGGCGUCUGGCUCCCGGGCAUCCCUGGCCCCCUGGCCAUGGCCCGCCCUUCAGGGCCCUUUGGCGCCGCCCGCCACGCGGACAGUGAGCACGUGAACUGUGAACAGUAUACAUUUUAUUUAAUUUACAUUUAAAUUUCGGAACUAUUACUUCAGUGAGUUACCGGAACACGAGUGUGCGCGGUGGGGAGCGCGGCGCGCGCACCUGCCUCCCCAGCGGUAACUUGCACGAAGCGAGAUGCAGACCUGCGUUCCCGGCCGCAUAGCCGGGCCCUGAACGGACAGCGAGACGCGCCGCAGCUGUAAAAUACAUGCUGAACUUCAAGAAACUAAACCAUCUCAUCAAUAAUUUUCAUUGAUUACAUGUUCGGGAACUUAUUUUGGAGUUUCGGGGCAAUAAAGUAGAUGAUCCGAUCACCGUCGUCGGCUUCGUUUUCAAGGACAGUUAAAGCUGUGCGUGUGGCUCACGCGGUGUU